This is a messenger RNA of Ornithodoros turicata, 1754 nucleotides long. Its product is annotated as chymotrypsin-like elastase family member 3B. The record is from RefSeq and is a predicted model, not a curated record. NCBI's taxonomy places the organism in Eukaryota, Metazoa, Arthropoda, Arachnida, Ixodida, Argasidae. Gene Ontology annotation, molecular function: serine-type endopeptidase activity. Gene Ontology annotation, biological process: proteolysis. The coding region runs from base 30 to 377 and encodes 115 amino acids. The transcript is spliced from 4 exons.
ACACAAUUAUUCCUGCUCUCCCUUACAUCAUGGCGAUGAAAGUAGCUGUGCUGUUUGUGGCAAUCAUUUACUGCGCACUUGCUGCAAAAUGUGGCCAGCGAAGGUACAGUGAUGGCAGUCCACGUAUCAUUGGGGGAACAGACGCUUUGCCUCACGAGUUUCCUUGGCAAGUGUCUCUAAUCUUUAGGUUUCCUGGUGUGGACAUCCACAACUGUGGUGCGUCUGUUGUAAAUGAGAACUGGAUCAUCACAGCUGCACAUUGCUGUGACAACCCCCACGUUUCUACAUACGUGGCACUGUUUGGGAAGGAAAACUUGGAACACCUGGAAGAAGCACAGGAAGAGAGGUAUUUUGACAAGUGGGAUGAGAGAGACUAAUCGUAGAAGGAGAAGAACAACACAAGUCUCAGAGCUGACUUGUCCCGAGGUGAGUGGGCUCACAUCUCCCUUUUUUCUCCCAUCAUCAUCAUCAUCAUCAUCAUCACCAUCAUCAUCAUCACAACAACAACUCAAUGUCUCAUACCUACUCUGAAUUAUCGCAGUGUAAGAAAAGGCACCAGCCGUGGGAUCCGAACCCACACACUCAAAUUUUUGAUUUUCUUCAUCUGUCAUCAUUCAAUUGAGCUGUAGAAUGUGACUGAAUUUAAUUCAAUUGAAUGAGACAGGGCGUUGUGAGACUUGUGCUGUAUUUGCCCUUCUACGUCAAAUUUGUGUCGCCCAUUACAACGUUACACGAGAAAGAUGUCGCAGGUCAUGAGUCUAUCCGUCUGCAUGAUGACUGGCAACAAUGUCCGAGAAAAUGUGUUGAGGGAGCUGAGUGCGUGUGCCCCUCAUUCCUAGCGUGUCGCAGUAUCUCUGACCGGCAAUCAGAGAGUGUGGGCUCGAGUUGAAACUGCUGGUGUCCCUUUUCCUCAACUGCGCCGCCAUUGAAUCGAAUAAGUACUCGACUGCUUCGAUUGCUUUCCCCUGAACUAUUGUGGAGAUAGAAACACUUAUUUAUGGCGUCUCUUGCAGAAAAACGCCGCUCAGAUAAUCCCUGAACUUCACUGGUACAAAUACAGGGUACUAAUGUUCGUGUGUUCGGACUAUAUGUUGAACCCCAUCAUUUUACCUCGUUCAGUUCUGUUUGUAUUUUCUGUGUGUAAGCGCCCUGAGGGUAGCCAGUUCGACUUCGUCGUAACUUACACCCCCACGUUUAUUUUAUUCUUUUCUUUUCUUUAUCACAUCACUAUCACCAUCGUCAAUGUUCUUGUGGGGAAUGGUUUUGUAUUUAAAUAGUCUUAGUGUUACAAAACGUAGUGGCACAGAUUCAGUGUUCCACCGCAGGCUCCGCCUUUCAUAGAACUUCACUAGCAAACACCUUAACUUACAAUUAAUGUGCCCUCGGUUUCUCCCUUGCCAUCUAUCAGGAAGUGGUUGGGCUUUCUUCAUUAAAGGGUCUGCUGUAUUACAGAACGUGUAGGUGUUGCAUAAUGUAAAACCCCGAGACUAUAGGGAACACGAAGGGACAGACACAAUACGAAGUCUCAAACACAGCUGAAAAUAUUACUUCACAUACAAGAAAUAUAUAUAUAUGUGUGUGUGUGUGUGUAUGUUAUGUGUGUGUUGUGCUUGUUGUACAGUACCAUGUGAAAUCCGUCUAGUAAAUCUCUCCCACACAGAAAUAUAUACGAAACAGGGGGAAGGGAACUCUUCCCUCUGUUGUGCUAUGCUACUCCUCUGCUGAUGCUAUUUACCCCCUUUAUAUAUAUAUAU